AUGGCGAAAUCGCGACCCAUGGACCCGGCACCUCGUCGCAGAAGGGAUCGGCCGGCCGUGCGGAUUAACAGAGGCGCCGCGACCAAGAGCGAAUGGGACGAAGAUGCGUGGGCGCAGGGCGGUAGUCAUGUCCCUCGAACGUCAGUUGCAACAUGCUCGCAGCUGAGCCGAACCCCCGUCAAGCAAGACGAAGCAGAGGACGAUAUUGCCCUUGAGACGCCCAUUGCGCUUGGCUGCUGGAAGGUCAUCGCACCCGACGGCCGCGAAGAGGUGACAUACAAGCCAAUUCCUGGCUUUGAGCAUCUGUGGAACGGCACGGAGCAGGCUCAGGUUGCACCCUCGCCCCCACCUGCUCCAUUGCCGCGCUGCCAGACGCCCGCGCCAACGGUCCAGGCACCUGCACCGGCACCGGGUAAGAAGAAACCUUUUAGUCGUAUGCGCCUCUCGCUAACUGGCUCAGCUUUGUCCACGGCACCCGAGCGCAGAAAGCGCAAGAGGACUCGAGCCAUUGUUCAGGAUUCCAGCGAAGACGACAUUGAUGACCAUUAUGGCCCAAGAGAUGUCACCAUCUCCACCCACACGGCCUACCACUUUCACAUUGGCGACCUGGAUGCAUUGAAGAAGUUUUUCCGCCGUCGACUAGACGAGCUCACCACGAAGCCAGUACGGCCCAUUGUGACUGCCUGGCUCAAGCUGCUAGAGCCCAAGCGGCUGAGCAUAUAUGGACGCUAUCACAAGAAGUUGCCUAGAGAACAGCCCCCUGCCUGUACGCCACCGUGGUGGCCCCAUGAUGUUCCGUAUGAAGAACCCUCGCAUCUUGAUAAGACAUGCCUCUUGGCAUUGGCAGUCGACAUUAUGCUGCAACAUCGCCCCAUUGACGAGGUCAAGCGCAAGGGCUCCUGGGUUGCGAAGCUUCGGCACACUGCCGAAUACGCUGUCCAGACCACGCCUUCGGACCAGUUUUCUUCUUCCAAGGGGUCUGGCUUCAGCAACAUGAUGCAGAUACGGGCUCUGACUGAGAUCCUGCCCAGCCUGUUCGAUAUUGCGCAGAAAUACGAGGACCAUGUUUGCCAAUCUCAACAGUGCGGAAAUACCAAUCUCGGAAUGGGUGGGAGAGUGACCUGGCAGCCACUCACAAGACCGCCACGUCAAACCCUUGCCCCUAGAAAACGCCAUCAGACGGCCAAGGCUACAUCAGUCGUUCGUGUUGAGUCGGAUGCGGAUGCAUCUGGAGAUGAUACUGACGUCGACGACACCGUCGCUGCCUCACAUCUGUCCCAUGACCAAAAUAUUCACAUCUCCCACCACUCGGAUGCCUCCGCGUCACGACAGGGUGCAGCUGUUUCUGUGCGUACACAAGAACCACCUCAACCAGAUAUCCGCACGUACAGCACCACGGCCACACCUAAUACGUCCUUUGGAUCGUCUAUGCAUGCGCUGCACCUGACAGAUAACAUGGACUUGAAUGUCAAUGGUGCCAGCUCUGUAUCAUAUAACAGCCAACCUCAUGCUCAGCAUACACUCGCUAGCACUCCUAUGCAGUACUCCUCUGUUCAUCCUAGCUACAACAGCCAGUUGCAUCAGAGCGGAACCUCCUUUCCUAGCAUUCAAUCUGUUUUCGCCCCAGUCUCGCCACCAGCAUACGAACACUCGCUACACAUGUUCGAUGUUCCGUAUCCUCUUCAGGCUGCAAGUACUUCUUUCAACAGCCACACGGGCUAUCCAUACGACUACGACUACGUUACCACAUCGCCUGCUCUCAGCUUGUUCAAUGGUCUGCCGUUUGAGUCCAACAUGAGCUGUCACCAACAAACAUCUCGACACUAA
Molecule: messenger RNA, 1827 nt
Organism: Pyrenophora tritici-repentis Pt-1C-BFP
Lineage: Eukaryota; Fungi; Ascomycota; Dothideomycetes; Pleosporales; Pleosporaceae
Source: RefSeq, a predicted model, not a curated record